CGUCUUCGGCACGCCUGCUUUUCGUCUAUUCUGGUCGUCUACAUGUGCUUUCCAUGAUACCAAAUCUGUUUCCGCGCUGUAUUACUACAAGCAUCCGCUUAUUAUUCUUGCAUCUGUACUAAGUGAGAUAAAGCUGCUGCUACUGUCUGAUAUCAUCUUUAUCUCGUCCCGCUGCAUGUUUCGAUAAUGGCGACAAUUGCCCUGCCUCGGCCAAUCGCCACCCACCGCUCUUCAGCCGACAUAGUUGACCUCAGGUCUCCCAUUUCUCUCGAGAGUACCAUUGACGCCCAGCAGGCUACAACUUGUCCUGCGCCCGUCCCUAACAAGCACAUUCCCGCUUGUCCUACUGGGCCGGCUCUCGUCCAAACACCUAAUACCCCUCCACCCUCUCCUGGUCGUGACGAAGACGAAGACGAAAACGCCAUCAUCAGUAGCCCUCCCCGCCGUGAGAAGCGUCGUUUGUCCUCGUUCUUGCACCCCCCUGACAAAUUUACUCGAUUGAAGCUGGGCCCACUUUCAGUCUUCGAGAUUGACGCUGAUGAUGUCGCCGCUGCCAUUCGUCACACGGCCAAGCAGCCUUUACCAGAUCCUUCCGAGGUCUUUCCGUGGUUUCAUGGACUCCAUCCUGGCAACCACAUGCAGCAAGCCUUCUUCAUAGCGAGGAAGAAGAAGGCAUUACGGAAGACGCCAUGUUGCUUGCGUGGUCUUACCGUCGUCAAGGCUGACGGUAAUCUCUGCGAAUCCCGCCUCAAAGGGGCUAUCUCACCCCAAGAAUUUCUCCGGCCAGGUGUAGAGGGAGACUUCAUCGAGAUGGACCCAAAGGAGGGGUUUUCCGUGAGAAAUUUUCACAUACAAGCUGCGAAAACUGCUGUUACCUCUGAUAUAAUUGUCUAUGGUGACGAUGCCCAAGCCGUUCGUAUGAUGGGCUGGAAAAUUGCUUCUGCACAAGCUAAAUGGCGUGAGAAGCACCGUGUUCAAGGCGCCAAGAUCCAAGGCGCCAAGCUUCCCGAGUACAAUACCUUCAUCUGUGUAGCUCCCUUCAGAGAUUUCGAAAAGAGGUACAGUGAAAUUGUUUCGGUUGAUUCGUGCGGGGUGCUGACUGGUGCUGUCCUGGACUUCUUUUAUCAAGAAAGGAGAGAGAUGUAUACCAUGACAAGGGCGUCUGAGAUCUCUAAGAAUGUGUGGCUGGGUCCCACGCCUGAGCCAGGCAACGACGACGAAAAGUUUUACGACGUUAUGAUUGAGUGUAGUGACCUUGGACGGCUAAACCCGGCGGCGUUGGAAGCUAUCGCUAAGGGAUCCUACGACAGGGUCAAAUGUCUUGACUUAGAUUUCCCCUCCUCCGGAAGCAUUCCUGCCCCGACGUGGUCGCACGCCCAGGCUGACGGUAUACUGGACACCUGUCGGUGGAUAUGGCACCUUGCUCACGGCACACUGCCAACAGACUCCGACGCGGACAUCGAUGGUGACAUCAGCAUGUCAGAUACACCUCAAACACCAGAAAAGGAGGACCGGCGACCUUGCAAAAUUCUCAUCCACUGCGCUGAUGGCUAUACAGAGUCGACAAUGUUGGCUAUCGCUUAUUUCAGUUAUAGUACAGGUCGACCCGUAGCAGACGCCUGGCUGGACCUGCACACCGUCAUGAAGCGCAACUUCUUUGCAUACCCUACCGACGUGUCUCUGCUCUCAUCGCUCGCGCCUCGCUUGCUUCGGGAAUCACCAGUUGGCGCAGACAAAGACCUUUCCGAAAUUGCGGAUAUGGUUCGGAAUGAGCCUAAAUGGUUUGCAUCGCUGGAUGGGUCUUUACCGAGCCGGAUUUUGGACUACAUGUAUCUGGGUAACCUCGGCCACGCAAACAACCCUGACUUGUUGAAGGCUUUAGGCAUUACCCAAAUCCUCAGCGUCGGUGAGACAGCGAUGUGGAGGGACGGCGAGCUAGAAGAAUGGGGUGCAGACAAUGUGCUAGUGAUUCAAGGUGUCCAAGAUAACGGUAUUGAUCCAUUGACCGAUGAGUUUGAAAAAUGCUUAGAUUUUAUCGACCGUGGGCGCCGGAACGGUACAGCGACCUUGGUUCACUGCAGGGUGGGCGUUUCCCGCAGCGCGACCAUCUGCAUCGCCGAAGUCAUGCGCUCACUUAAACUAUCCUUCCCACGAGCUUACUGUUUCGUGCGAGCGCGACGAUUGAACGUCAUUAUUCAGCCUCACUUGCGCUUUGCUUACGAAUUGCUCAAGUGGGAAGAGCUUCUCCAAUCGACGCGUCAACAGGACAAUUCCACUUCCGAACUCGAAAGAGCUGGCCGCGAGCUUGAAUGGGGCGAAAUUACCAGAGAGAUCGCGCUUAUGAACCGACCUUACGCUAGAUAAGCCCUUUGCUACUAGCAUGCGAGGAUUAUUAUAGUGCUACUAGUCACGAGCUGGCUAUACAGGUUAGUGUCGUGGUGAUCAGGCAUGCGUGCG
This is a messenger RNA of Xylaria bambusicola, 2457 nucleotides long. RefSeq lists its product as uncharacterized. Gene Ontology annotation, biological process: nuclear DNA replication; protein dephosphorylation. Lineage: Eukaryota; Fungi; Ascomycota; Sordariomycetes; Xylariales; Xylariaceae. The record is from RefSeq and is a predicted model, not a curated record. Bases 187 to 2364 code for a protein of 725 amino acids. The transcript is spliced from 2 exons. Gene Ontology annotation, molecular function: protein tyrosine/serine/threonine phosphatase activity.